UGGUGAUUUCAGUGGCUGGAUUGUAAAGCCAGAAGGAAUCACUCUCAUUAACUAGUCUGACCUUUUUAUAGCAAAUACCUUAAGUCUUUUUCCUUUCGUUUAUUUGCCCUCUACUAAAGUAUAUCUUUUAAGUAGGGGAGGGAAAUCUAAACGUAGAUUAUUUCUCAUUGCUUUUUUUUUUUUUUUUUAAAUUUCCACAGUAGAUUUUUCCAGUGGUAAUGAUCCCUCCUGAUGGAAAUUUUCACCUGGUUCCUAGUUUGUGACCAAGUUUAAAGUUCAGCCUAUGCUUUGAAGUAUAAUCCCACAUCCACUGAUAUCUAGAAAAUGUCUUAUGGAUCCAUUGAUGGGAGUGGAUUUGGGAGCAGGAGUCCAUUUGGAGGCCCUUCGAGACAAGGCUAUCAACCUCUCGCCACGCAGAUUGAUCCCAGUGAACUACAGGAACUUUUUCAGGAGACUUCAGCCAAUGUCUUCCGAAUUAACUCUAAUGUGACCUCUCUGGAAAGAAGCCUUCGAUCUCUGGGGACCUCAAAUAAUACUCAAGAGCUGCAGGAUGGACUGCAUGCAAUCCAGCAGGAGACUAAUAAAACUAUCACGACUAGCACCAAAGCCAUCAAGCAGUUGUCUGAAGUUGUCAGAGGCUCAUCCAGGCAAGAGCGACUUCAGCUGGACAGGCUGAAGAACCAGCUGUCUGAUGCCAUCCAGAGAUAUGGAGCUAUGCAGAAGAAAAUAGCAGAGAAAUCCAAAGCUUUGCUUCCUACUGGGCAGAGAAGUACCAAACAGCAGAGCCCUAGGACCCCCUUCUCUGACCUACCUGAUGAUGAGAAGAUCUUUAACGGAGGAGAUGGCACAUGGCAGAACCAGAGCCAGGAUCAAGCCUUGCUCUCGGAAAUCACAGAAGAGGAUCUGGAGGCCAUCCGUCAGCGGGAAGAGGCUAUUCAGCAGAUUGAGAGUGACAUGCUGGAUGUGAACCAGAUCAUUAAAGACCUGGCCUCCAUGGUGCAUGAGCAAGGAGACACAAUAGAUAGUAUUGAAGCCAACAUUGAGACUGCAUCUUCUAAUGUAGAAUCAGCCAAUGAACAGUUGGCAAAAGCCAGUCAGCACCAACUACGAGCCAGGAAGAUGAAGUGCUGCCUUCUCUCUGUUGCGUUGGCCAUUCUGCUGUUCAUUGUCAUAAUCAUCGGGGUCUCUGUCAAGCGCUGAUCUGUCUAUGGUUUCCACAGAGCCUGUGAUCACCCUGUGAAGUGGAAUGGAUUCUCAAGGCAUUUCACAUUCAGGCCCUACGUCAAUGUCUGCUUUACUGAUCAUGUCAUAUUAAAACUGCUAUAGCCAACAAAAACUAAUUGUAUGAAUGGAAAGCUAAGUUUUAUACUGUGUGUUAGUAUAACUGUGAAUAAUUUUUCCUUUUUUUUCCCCCUUCAUUGCAGACAAGUUUUACUUUAUGUUACAGGUUUUAAUUAUGUCCCCUGUGUAUCUGGGGAAUGCUAUUUCUUUGCCUCCUGAUUUGGUGUACAGUGUGCUGUAUGAUACAUAGCUGUUAAUUCAUCUCUAUGGUUUGUGUUUUUAACAUGGUCUUGAUCUCCAGUUCUGCUCAUUUAAAACCCUGAAAGUCAACAUGUUUUGUUUGGUUCUUUUUUGUUGUUGUUUUUGUACAUUUUAAAAAUAAUCUAGCUCAGAUUCUCAUACUGUGCACUGCUGCUUUAGAAAUUGCUCUGCCAGAUCUGAGCUAAGCAAUUUCAGAAUUAUAUGUGCCAUUUCCAAACAUAUCAAUUAGAUGCUUAUUUCAUCCCAUUGUAUGCAUAGAACACCAUAUUUAUUUAUAAGAAACACUAGUGAAAGAGCAGGACAAAUAAACAUUAAGGCAUAUUGCUACCAAUUUUUAACAGGAAAAGACUGUUAAAAAGAUCAGGCAAGGCUUCUCAUAAACAAUGUCAAAUUUUGCAUUAGCUUUCAUUUCAUAGAUUUCAAUGCAACCAGUAUUUGGGUUUUGUUCCAUUUUCACCCACAAUAUUUUCUGCUGAAAACAUGAUUGAAAAAUGCCAUUUAAAUUCUUCUUUAAAUGUGUCAUGUACUAUAAAUGCAGUUUUCCUCCAGUAAAUAAAGCAUUUCAAAAAUGGUUUUAAUUAAAAUGUCAUAUAAGGUAUAGAAGAGAAUUUCACAAAAUGAUUUGUUUUUUAUUCUUCGUGAAAAGUUACAUCUUUUGACAAGAAUGUUUCUCACCAGAAAAAAAAAAUUCAGCUACCUCUAUAUGUUAUGUAUUUUUGGUUACCAUGAAGGUUUGGAAAAGAAUAACAAAUAUUAAACUAGGUUCUCACCUGCACUGAUCUCAAUAACAUGCUUCCUUUCCAAAAAGCUGACACAGCCUUUCGUCAGUAAAGGUUGAGCACAGAAAAUGCUCAGAGAAAUCUUGCAGGUGCUUAA
Phalacrocorax carbo (great cormorant) is the source of this 2418-nucleotide messenger RNA. Lineage: Eukaryota; Metazoa; Chordata; Aves; Suliformes; Phalacrocoracidae. The record is from RefSeq and is a predicted model, not a curated record.